This is a messenger RNA of Apaloderma vittatum (bar-tailed trogon), 1519 nucleotides long. It is a transcript of the gene PDHX, whose product is annotated as pyruvate dehydrogenase complex, component X. Gene Ontology annotation, biological process: pyruvate decarboxylation to acetyl-CoA. The annotation marks the transcript as partial. The transcript is spliced from 10 exons. Lineage: Eukaryota; Metazoa; Chordata; Aves; Trogoniformes; Trogonidae. The record is from RefSeq and is a predicted model, not a curated record. Gene Ontology annotation, cellular component: mitochondrion; pyruvate dehydrogenase complex. Gene Ontology annotation, molecular function: acyltransferase activity.
GGACACCUGGUAUUAAAAUUAUCAUGCCUGCACUGUCUCCUACAAUGGAAGAAGGAAACAUUGUGAAAUGGUUAAAAAAGGAAGGUGAAACGGUGAAUGCUGGAGAUGCAUUGUGUGAAAUUGAGACCGACAAAGCGGUGAUUACCAUGGAGUCAAGUGACGAUGGCGUGUUGGCCAAGAUACUGGUGGAAGAAGGAAGCAAAAAUGUACGCUUGGGCGCAUUAAUUGGUCUGCUGGUGGAGGAGGGACAGGACUGGAAGCAAGUUGAAAUACCGGCUGAUGGCAGUGAUCCAUCUUCUGCAGCUCCACCAGCACCUGCACCUACCUCGGCUCCUGAAGGUCUUUCAGUUUCAACCCCUCCUCAAGUGCAACAUCAACCUGGAAAACUGCAGGUUCGAUUAAGUCCUGCCGCUCGCAAUAUUCUGGAGACGCACGGCCUAGACCCAAGCAAUAUUACGCCUUCUGGGCCUCGAGGAAUCUUCACUAAAGAGGAUGCUCUUAAACUUCUGCAAGAGAAGCAGAAGGGCAAACCCAGCGAACUGAAACCUGUGGUUUCUCCAGCUCCUCCCCAGCCCGCUGCAGUGCCUUCUGCUUCGCAACCUGUGACUUCUGCUUAUCCACGGCCGGCAGUUCCACCAGUUUCCAUACCAGGACAACCCGCUGCACUGGGCACGUUCACAGAAAUCCCAGCUAGCAACAUCCGAAGAGUUAUUGCUAAGAGAUUAACGGAGUCUAAAGCUACUAUACCUCAUGCGUAUGCUGCUGCGGACUGUGACAUUGAUGCUGUUUUGAAAUUAAGGAAAGAGUUGGCCAAAGAUGACAUUAAAGUAUCUGUAAAUGAUUUUAUUAUCAAGGCAACUGCAGUUACUCUGAAGCAACUGCCAGAUGUGAACGCAACCUGGGACGGGGAAGUCUGCAGGCAGCUGCAGUCCAUUGACAUUUCUAUUGCUGUGGCAACAGACCGAGGUCUCAUUACACCCAUCAUAAAAGAUGUUGCUGCCAAGGGAAUAAAGGAAAUUGCUGCCUCUGCAAAGGCUCUAGCGAAGAAAGCAAGAGAUGGAAAACUGUUACCAGAAGAGUACCAGGGAGGAUCUUUUAGCAUCUCCAAUCUGGGCAUGUUUGGCAUCACUGACUUCACUGCAGUCAUAAACCCUCCCCAGGCCUGCAUCCUCGCUGUGGGCCGAGCAAGACCAGAGCUCAAGAUUGUGGAAGAUGAAGAAGGGAAUGAGAAACUUAAGCAGCAUCAGCUCAUGACGGUGACUCUUUCAAGUGAUGGUCGGGUGGUAGAUGAUGAACUGGCCUCAAAGUUUCUAGAGACCUUGAAAGCCAACAUAGAGAAUCCAAUGCGACUUGCCUUGUGUUAAACUCUGUUUUCUUGUUUUUACAGCUUAGAUAACUGUUACGUUGUUUGGGUUGUUUUUCUGUAUAGAGGAGUAAGUAGUUACUGUGAAAUGGACAAUUAAAAUAUUUAAUUUAUUGAAUUAACAUGAUAAACUGUUGGUUUAGUCUUUUGCAAUGA